Tribolium castaneum (red flour beetle) is the source of this 604-nucleotide messenger RNA. RefSeq lists its product as uncharacterized. The record is from RefSeq and is a predicted model, not a curated record. NCBI's taxonomy places the organism in Eukaryota, Metazoa, Arthropoda, Insecta, Coleoptera, Tenebrionidae. Bases 184 to 459 code for a protein of 91 amino acids. The transcript is spliced from 3 exons.
UCAUGCACCUACCCGUGUGAGGAGUGUAUAUAGGGACAGGCGUCGCGACGCCGUUCAUUUCAAGCGACGCACCUGUUGAGAAAGCUCCGGUGAUUUCAACGAUAGGUUUUCAGGGUUUCAGUGAGCUGUGUUUCAGCGAGUGCCUCGACGAGGUUUUCAGCGCUUCUUAAAGUGAUUCUCAGCAUGUCGGGCUGCAGGCCGUUGAUUUUCCUGGCCAUAGUUUUAACCAUCUUCAUCUCUGUCGAGAGUUCUUCGUCGGGCAGCCCCUGCCGGCCUGAGAAAUUCAACAAUUACAAAGAACUCAACGACUACUUGGCAUGUGUGCGGAUGCAAGCCACAAUGAGAUACGGUAAGAGGUCUCCGUCUCUGCUCCUCCGCAGGCUCCAGCCGGACGUCUUCUCCGACUACGACAACGACUUACCAGCAAUUUCCAAUAAUAUGUUGUACGGCGACAAUUAAUGACUUUCUCACCACAAUAAACACAGUAUUACGUUACUUAUAUGAUUUUGUGUAGUUUCGAAUUAAGUUUGGCCAUUUUUCUCAUCGUUCAUUUACUGUAGAACGCUUUAAUAAAUAAAAAAGACAAGUACAGUUUUCCAAAUUA